GACAUUGUAUUCUGACACUUUACAUAAGAGCUAAGAAGGAUGGAGUAGGGUUUCGUUUAGAUAUUAUGAUAAACAGGACAUUAUUACUGAGAACAUAACACUCUCUGGAACCAGUAUACACGAAAAAUCGUAUAUAAUGGACGUGAAGAGGUAUAGAGGAAAACUGGAACCGAAAGAUGCCUGGACGAUUGUUCGUAUGGAAGGACGUUUUGAGCUAAUUCCUUCUAGUGAAGACAAUUUUGAUAUCCUUGAUCCGAUCAUUUCUAAAGACGUUAAUACCAUAAUCAUUGUAGAUACUAAAUUUGACAAAAAAAGUGAUAUUAUCAACACGUCUACAUCCGACCUUAGACUUCAAGUAGAGAUGUUUCUACUCAGGGAUGGCGUUGUACCUACACACGUCCGUAAUGACACUGUUUUAUACGUUGAUGCUGCUAACCUGUUACAGGUAACGACUGAUGUACAGAAUCUUUUGCAUUCAUCUUACAGAGCUAAAGUAAGUGGAGAGGUUUCGACUUCGAUGAAAAGAGAUGUAUUCCCGAAUAAUGGCCUGGUAGGAGCAAGUUGCAAGUACGAAUCUCCUCUUCAAACCAGCACGAUUGUGAACUGUAGCGCUGACAGUAGACUAAAUAGAAAUGAAAAUAUAAAGAUAACGAUGUACUACGAUAUUGGUAGGCAGCGCCUUAUUCCUGGAAUGGACCUUAGUAAAAUGAAGGAAAGCGUAAAUAUUUCUAUGCGUGCUGACCAGGCUAAUUUAGACGGUGAUACUAGCAACAAUGACUUCAAAAGAACAAUUUCAGUGAAAAUGAAAUAUGCUGUACAUAUACAGGCAGACAAAGAAACGUCAGAUCAAGUAAGAUACAAGGCUGAUGAAAAGAGCACACAUAUGCUUCGUUUGAUUCAUAGAUACAUCGUUACUAACGAAGGACCUAGUUUUCUUCCGAAGACAUAUGUAAACAUAACAAUACCACUGUCCAAGGAAAAUACAAAGUUUGCUAGAAUUGUGGAAUUGCCUUCGAAAUGUGUGUACCACGGAUCAAUUAUAGUUGAGGCUUCUACACAAGCAUCAACCACGGCGAAAACAACAAAAUUCUCACUUCCUCCUGACACAAAACCAGAACGGAGACGAAGAGAAGCGGAACAAGCGGCACAAACUACAAAAAGUAUUGGAGAGAAAUCAAAACCAACAUCCAAAAAUAAUAUAAUGUGCAACGACGACUAUUCUUGUGAGGUGAUAUAUUGUGAAGUACUAAAUCUGGAACACAAUGAACAACACAUCAUCGAUAUCAAACUGGAUGUUUUUGAAAAAGAACUUGCCAAACAAAAGGAAUUCCUUGAAAUACAUUACGCAACAAACGCAACCGUUACAGAUCCAUUUAUUUGGUACGGUGGAAAAGUUGUUCCGUGGGAAAAAACUGUAUAUGCUGAGAAAUGGACAACAUUUGUUGUAGAACCUUCAACUGUUGUAUUAGAGGUGGACAUUUGGAUAAUUAUAGGAAGUGCUUUUGGUGCCCUCGCUUUUCUUAUCAUUGUUAUCAUAAUUCUUUGGAAGUGUGGAUUCUUUGUGCGGAAGAAACACAAUGAGGUUCAACAAUGGAAGCGCGCCAGAUUGUACAUCCAUUAGCAUAUCAGAUUGUCAAAUAACGAAAAACAAGCUUAUACUACAAUGGAGGAAAAAGAAAGUUAAACAACUAGUUUGCAUGUACAUUUAUUACGUCAGUUAAAAUGCUAGUCUUAACAUUCGCCUUACUCGAGUGGUUUUGUUUUAAUUUGGAAAAAAGGCUUCGUAAAUAAAAUGUAGAUAACAUUUUGUAAAGAUAAUUAUUUCUUGAGCAAAUGCGUCGACUGGUUAAAGAUCCUGUAUGUUUUGUGAUUAAUAUUGUUACUGUGUGUAUACCACACUUGCAAAAAUUAUAUAUGUAUAUAAUUAUGCAAAUAAAACAAUUUUCAAACAUCAAAAAAAUGUAAAAUGAGUAAUGCAAAUAAUUGUGCACAUUAUAAUUAAUCAAUAAAUUACAUGCAUUCAUUUCGUAUUGGAUUCGACUUCGAAUUUAUAGAAAAUAAAUUUCUAAUUACCUCCCUUUAUUUACAUGAAAUGCUAAAUUCGGUAAUAUUUUUAUAAAUAAUUCGGCAAUAUCUUUAUAAAUAAUGCUUAUUUGAACUUACAAUAUUGAAAAAUCUUAAUAUGGGCAUCAUAUUUAUGAAAUAAAACCAUGACAAAAAAUGUGUUACAGGAUCUUUAAAGUAUUGUGUAUGUUCGAGCAAUAAUUUGAAACACUUAACCAUACAUUUCUUACCCAGCAUGUAUUAUUUCUGAAAAUAUGUUUUGUGUUACUAUAUGUUUUUGCUUGUAUCUGUGGAAUCAAGUUUUGCCAGAUGGACUGAGCUCAUUAAAUGGACUCCAUUUAGGCUUUACGACAAGAAGGGACUGAAAAUAAUUUUCCGAGAUCAAUGUUCCAUUUGAUGUAGGUCUAGAAAAAUAACCUGUCUGCUAAAUUUCAGAUCAUUCGGUUACUCCGUUUUUUUCCUGAAUAAUUAUCCUAAUUUUGAAAACGACCCAAAAUUGAAAAGCGUUGCAACGCUUUUAACUCAAAUCGGGCUGAGAAUAGCACAAAAGUACGAGUUUAAUUUUAUUUCUGAGUAUGCUUCUUAAUUAUCGUUUGCAUCUUUCUGUUUUAAGUGUCCGGAUUUAUCUAUGUAUUAAGUAAUUCAAAUGUUAAGAUUGUAGGCUUUUGGACCUCAGUGGAGUCCCCGUAAGGUGUGGCGCACUGUUUUAAAACCAUUGAUCUCUGAAAUAUUGUCUAAGUAAUUGUCCUUUGUAUUUUUUCACAUUAAUUUUAUUCUUUUUCGGUAGCAAAUCUGAAGAAGUAUAAGAGAUUCAUAUAUUGAUAGAUCUUAUUAAAGUAAAUCCAUUUUUCAAGAACAAUAAACCUGUUUUUGCAUCGUUUUGGAGUAAUUGUCCUUUGUAUAUUUUAUACUAGUUAUUGCUCUUUUAAUUAAUUUAUUUCUAUUCCUACUUUUAACACGAUUGAAUCGUAAAAUUGUAAUAUUUUAAAAGUGUGACCAAAAGAAACAAAACACGAAACGCUGAUUUGACCAUUCAUGUUAAUAAUCAAAACUUAAGAACAAAAACUU
Ruditapes philippinarum (Manila clam) is the source of this 3132-nucleotide messenger RNA. RefSeq names its product integrin alpha-4-like. The transcript has 13 exons. The coding region runs from base 137 to 1621 and encodes 494 amino acids. Gene Ontology annotation, cellular component: external side of plasma membrane; integrin complex. Lineage: Eukaryota; Metazoa; Mollusca; Bivalvia; Venerida; Veneridae. Gene Ontology annotation, molecular function: integrin binding. The record is from RefSeq and is a predicted model, not a curated record. Gene Ontology annotation, biological process: cell-cell adhesion; cell adhesion mediated by integrin; integrin-mediated signaling pathway.